This is a messenger RNA of Neogale vison (American mink), 1688 nucleotides long. It is a transcript of the gene EIF4E, whose product is annotated as eukaryotic translation initiation factor 4E. The record is from RefSeq and is a predicted model, not a curated record. Gene Ontology annotation, molecular function: translation initiation factor activity; RNA 7-methylguanosine cap binding. The transcript has 7 exons. Gene Ontology annotation, cellular component: eukaryotic translation initiation factor 4F complex; cytoplasm. Gene Ontology annotation, biological process: translational initiation. Lineage: Eukaryota; Metazoa; Chordata; Mammalia; Carnivora; Mustelidae. The coding region runs from base 58 to 711 and encodes 217 amino acids.
AUUUUUUUCCUCUCACCCCCCCCUUCAGGAGCGGUUGUGCGAUCAGAUCGAUCUAAGAUGGCGACUGUGGAACCGGAAACCACCCCUACUCCUAAUCCCCCGCCUACAGAAGAAGAGAAAACAGAAUCUAAUCAGGAGGUUGCUAACCCAGAACACUAUAUUAAACAUCCUUUACAGAACAGAUGGGCACUCUGGUUUUUUAAAAAUGAUAAAAGCAAAACUUGGCAAGCAAACCUUCGGCUGAUCUCUAAGUUUGAUACUGUUGAAGACUUUUGGGCUCUGUACAACCACAUCCAGUUGUCUAGUAAUUUAAUGCCUGGCUGUGACUACUCACUUUUUAAGGAUGGUAUUGAGCCAAUGUGGGAAGAUGAGAAAAACAAACGAGGAGGACGAUGGCUAAUUACGUUGAACAAGCAGCAGAGACGAAGUGACCUGGAUCGCUUUUGGCUAGAGACACUGCUGUGCCUUAUUGGAGAAUCUUUUGAUGACUACAGUGAUGAUGUAUGUGGAGCUGUUGUUAAUGUUAGAGCUAAAGGUGAUAAGAUAGCAAUAUGGACUACUGAAUGUGAAAACAGAGAGGCUGUUACACAUAUAGGGAGGGUAUACAAGGAAAGGUUAGGACUUUCUCCAAAGAUAGUGAUUGGUUAUCAGUCCCAUGCAGACACAGCUACUAAGAGCGGCUCCACCACUAAAAAUAGGUUUGUUGUUUAAGAAGACACCUUCUGAGUAUUCUCAUAGGAGACUGCGUCAAGCAAUCGAGAUUUGGGAGCUGAACCAAAGCCUCUUCAAAAGCAGAGUGGACUGCAUUUAAAUUUGAUUUCCAUCUAAAUGUUGCUAAGAUAUAAGAGAAGUCUCAUUCGCCUUUGUCUUGUACUUCUGUGUUCAUUUUUUUUUUUUUUUUUUUUUAAUUUUGGCUAGAGUGUCCACUAUCCCAAUCAAAGAAUUACAGUACACAUCAUCCCCAGAAUCCAUAAGUGUGUUCCUGGCCCACUCUGUAAUAGCUUAGUAGAAUUACCAUUACAAACACAUUUUACCUAUCCACAAUAUUCAAAAAAGAACUUGCAUUUCUAUACCUUACAGGAAAAAAAUUUUGUGUUCCAUUGUAUGCAGGAGCAUAUUUUGCUGGUUUGAAAGAGUAUGAUGCAUACAGUUUCUAGCAAUUUUCUUUGUUUCUUUUUACAGCAUUGUCUUUGCUGUACUCUUGCUGAUGGCUGCUAGAUUUUAAUUUAUUUGUUUCCCUACUUGAUAACAUUAGUGAUUCUGAUUUCAGUUUUUCAUUUGUUUUGCUUUUGUUUUUUUCCUCAUGUAACAUUGGUGAAGGAUCCAGGAAUAUGACACAAAGGUGGAAUAAACAUUAAUUCUGUGCAUUCUUUGGUAAUUUUUUUGUUUUUUUGUAACUACAAAGCUUUGCUACAAAUUUAUGCAUUUCAUUCAAAUCAGUGAUCUAUGUUUGUGUGAUUUCCUAAACAUAAUUGUGGAUUAAAAAAAAUGUAACAUCAUAAUUACAUUCCUAAUUAGAAUUAGUAUGUCUGUUUUUGUAUCUUUAUGCUGUAUUUUAACACUUUGUAUUACUUAGGUUAUUUUGCUUUGGUUAAAAAAUGGCUCAAGUAGAAAAGCGGUCCCAUUCAUAUUAAGACAGUGUACAAAACUGUAAAUAAAAUGUGUACAGUGAAUUGUCUUUUAGACAA